CUGGAAUCAUAAACCCCCCACCCAGAUGAAGAGGUCUUACAAUCCACAAUGAGGGGUGCUAUUCAUCAAUAGAUUUCAGACGUAUUUACAACUUUUUGGCAAGUACACUCAACACACAGUGGGCAGAUAGCAGUUGUUGUUUAGGAGGGCACCCCAUAGAACUAAUUUGCCACCCGCCGCGCGAUCUUUUGUGGAUGUUGAUUUCGACCGCGAGCCAGUUGAGUGUGGUCCUGAAAACAGCCAUUUUGGGUUCAAGCUGACGGAGAGUUUGUGGACCGCAAGACGUCUUCCACCGCAUCCAUGGCCAAACCAUCCUCCUAUGCACCUCUGACCACAGAGCUGAGCUCUGACGGCUCAGGUCAAAGCUGGUCAACGGGUCAAGAGGUGGACAAGGAUUGGGACAACUACCUCCAUGGCUUCAAGGCACAGUGGUUUUGGUUGGUGGUACUUUACUGUACUCCUCCCGGGCUGAUCUUCGGCUAUAGCAUUGUGAUGUCAGCAUGGUAUGGGUCAUGGUGGAAUACCAGCGGUAACGAGCCGUAUGAGCCGCGGCCAGCCGACAUUGGGACAUUGUAUAACCCUGUUUUCAACUCUUUGCCGGUCAUUCUGAAGUCACAUAUGACUUUUGCAGUGCCCAUGCUGGGCGGGAUUUUGCUGCAAGUCGCUUUGGCUUACUUUGGCGUGAUCAAGAGCAAUGUCAGUGCCAUGAAGGGGCAUACGCGUUUCGGUUCGGUUCUACUCGUGAUCAUCCUUGCUUGCGUUGGACUUGGAACGUUGUCCCUGUGGUUCUGUGAUGUGCAGAACAAACGGGGAGCAGAGACCAUGUUCUUUGUGAUGAUUGGAUUCGGUAUCAUGGCUUCAGGUGUUCGUGGUAUUGCCUUUGCAUCCCAAGGCCUUCACGGUUUGCACAUGCAGUACAUGACCUUCACCGUUUGCUUGAUCUUCACACCAGGCUUCAAUCGGAUCACGACAGUGUUGGUGAGGCACCUCUAUGCCUACCAAGAGGACUACAGCCAGCAGUGUUUCAUUGCGUCAACAUGGUCUCCCAUUGGCUAUUAUUGGACAUGGUCCUUUCUCCUGGGCUUGAGCUACAUGGCUCUUCUGUGGCUGUGUCCCUGGAGUCCGGCCAAGGUGCCUUUCUUCAAGGUCUAUAGCUUUGGCUUCUUCUACGCCCUGCUGAUGGGCGCCAUCAUGUUGGCCUGCCUCUUCCAGGCCUUGUUCCUUUGGUGGCCUGAGGUCAUGGACAAGCUCUACCACGGCCUGGAUUGCUCGGAGCAGCGGCUGAACGCCUGGCGCCACUUCGCGGCGACGCUGCGCAACACCAGCCUGUUUGACCAGUCGCAUGCGGGUGGGCUUUGCACGGCCUCGAAGCCCUAUGACUCCGUGAGCCUCUUUGGUGGACGAUUCCGUCAGCCCUAGGAGGGUCGACCCCAGGGGCAUGCACAGGUGCAUUGGAAGCGUGCACUUUACGGCACCAAAGCUGUACAGACGAUCUUGUGUAAAGAACUGGUGGGUUUUGUUCAAAAGCUCUCUGGCUUUUGAUGUCAAGAGUGAAGAAGCCCUCACACAUUUCAUGUAAAGUUGGACGCAAACGGAGAUUGCCGUUUUUUCGAAGUCCUAAGUGAACACACCGAAGUGAAAA
This is a messenger RNA of Durusdinium trenchii, 1642 nucleotides long. Lineage: Eukaryota; Dinophyceae; Suessiales; Symbiodiniaceae. The record is from the annotation of a GenBank genome assembly.